Molecule: messenger RNA, 2615 nt
Organism: Tupaia belangeri chinensis (Chinese tree shrew)
Lineage: Eukaryota; Metazoa; Chordata; Mammalia; Scandentia; Tupaiidae
Gene: CMTM4
Product: CKLF like MARVEL transmembrane domain containing 4
Exons: 3
Coding region: 36-440 (134 amino acids)
Cellular component (GO): membrane
Source: RefSeq, a predicted model, not a curated record
UGGCUCUGAUUGCAUUCAUCUGCAUAGAGACCAUCAUGGAGUGCUCCCCGUGUGAAGGCCUCUACUUCUUUGAGUUCGUGAGCUGCAGCGCAUUUGUGGUGACUGGAGUCUUGCUGAUUAUGUUCAGUCUCAACCUUCACAUGAGGAUCCCCCAAAUCAACUGGACCCUGACCGACUUGGUCAACACUGGACUCAGCACUUUCUUUUUUUUUAUUGCUUCCAUUGUCCUGGCUGCUUUAAACCACAAAGCCGGAGCAGAAAUCGCCGCCGUGAUCUUCGGCUUCUUGGCCACUGCGGUGUACGCGGUGAACACGUUCCUGGCAGUGCAGAAAUGGAGAGCCAGCAGCGUCCGCCAGCAGAGCGCCAACGACUACAUCCGCGCCCGCACCGAGUCCAGAGACGUGGACAGUCGCCCUGAGAUCCAGCGCCUGGACACGUGAGGGCCCGCAGGGUCCGCCUCCCUCCUGUCCUCGCGCGAAUCCUCUCACUCGAGUUUUCUUUCCCUCGUCACGUCAGAUUUUCAUGGGAUUCAGUUGAAUUUUGUCCUCUUUGGUAAAAGUUCAUUUUGGGAACAGGUUUCUGAAGUGCCCAGCGGGCAGGUCUGUGGGGCUGGAGAGGCCCGCGUUCUCUAGUGAUCAGUGGCCGUGGGAGCAGCCCCCUCACUGGCCGCCCUGUCCACUCCGGGUCUCCACCAUCCCAGAGCACAGGCCUCCCAGCUGACUCCGAACCACCCUGUCGUGUGUUUGGAACAAGUCAAGACUUUGGGUUGAAUGGGGCUGCUGAGGGGGAGGCUAUCAGGCAAUGAAGGUGCAGGGUCGGAGCCACCAGUCAGCAGCAGCUGUUGAGUCUGGCUGCCGGGAUCCAACCUAGGCCUUGUCUUCCUCGCCCAGGGCACCCCAGCAGCCGACAGAGCCCACACGCCAUGUGCCACUCUGAUGGUCUUGGCGGUAGGCUUGCUGGUGGGGCUCUUUGCUGAGGAUGGGGAAAACUGGCAUCCUCCCAGGCAGCUCCCCGCACUGAUGUCUCAUGGGAGGGUCACCAGUGAGAUAACCUUGCUGAGAAAUCACUUGAUUCUUCCUUAAAUGAAUCACCUUCCCAAAUCCCAGAUUCUGAUCCAGGAAUAUGGGGACCGUCUUGUUUUCUAGUUUCCUGCCUACUCUAAAAACUUGGAGGCUGAACUGCAGGAUUCCUGUAACUUUACCUUCUCAGGUAAAAGCCAUGAAGGAAACACAGUCCUUUCCACCAGCCAAAGCUCUUGCCUGUCUGUUGGCUCCUUGGACCAGAGGGGGGAGAGUGUGUGUGUGUAUGCAUGUGUGUGUGUACACGUGUGUAUGGCACACAGACACACACACACACCCCUCUAUUUAGGGCCGUGUACUAAUUUACUAAAUGCCUGGGAAGAGUUCUGAAGUGAGUCCAAGUAGAUUUGUUUAAGAUUUAGAAAUACUUGAAGCUCCACCAAUGUUUCAGAAGGCGUAAUUGUCACUUUUAAAGGGUGCCUCAGUGUCACAGCUGUGAACAUCAAUCUUAGAAGUUGUUGGGGAAAAUCCUGGUUACUUAAGGUUUUUGACUGAUUCUUGAUAAAAUCAAGAUUAUUAUUUGUGAUGAAUGAGUUAAGCCCCUAUGAUGCUGUAGGGUUUUUGUUUGUUUGUGUGGGAUUUUUUUUAGAUACUAAUGGUCUCUUCUAUGAAAAUUAUUUUGUCAGGUUUUCACUCUCUGAACUGAUUUUCAUGUUUACAAACCUCACUGUAGCUCUAAUAUUUUGUGUCUAGCCCUCACCAAGAUGGAAAAAAAAACCCAGACUUCUGGGAGGAAAUUCUGCGGUCCUGUGGAAACUCCCCAGGAGAUCCCAGUAGCAGGUGUUUACAGCAUUAGUAGUAUGCUGUGUAAUCAGUAACUCACAGGGGGGUGUGCGUCUGGGUGCGGGGAGGAGAGUGUGUGAGAAAGUGCCCUCCAUGCCCAUGUGGCUUUGCAUUCUUCAGAAAAGAGCAGCCUCUGGUUUUACGGCUGGAGUUGAUCAGGUACUGCUGACUGAUCGGGUCGGGGAACGUGGGAAAUGCUGCUGCCCCUGCAGGGUCAGGGUGAGGGGUCAGCUCCCUAAACUGAACAUCCGGUACAGUCCUACUUCUGCUGCAGCUCCCGUCCAUGGCAGCAGCCCAAGUCACAUGUUCAAGUGCCAUGCCUGCUUCAAGGGCUGACCCAGCUGGUCUGGUGGUUCCUCACCUGCCUCCUUCUGCCACUGAGGGCAGCCAGGCCUGGUUGUGGAUAGAGCCCCCUUCCCCUGUAUUUCAGGAGUCGUACAAAGCAUGCUUCUCAUUGACCCUAUUCUGUGUGAUGAUUUGCGGGGAGGUCAUAGCAUCUGGGUUAUAUCUGUCUACUUUACAUAUUUAUUUUGCAUUUGUCGAGUGUCUGUACAUAGUUAAAAUUGGGCUUAUCUCCCUCCGAGGGUUCCAUUUAAAACAGGAUCACAAAGACUUGGCCUGGCGUUCAACUGGGCCCACUUGGACAGACAAUCCUUAGCUUUAUCAGAAAUCUCUGGCUGGGGGACCAGCAGAUGGCGUAGCAGUUAUGUCAGUGGACUCCCACAUGGCUAAUGGUGGUUUGAGUCUCGGACC